Linum tenue is the source of this 93-nucleotide messenger RNA. The record is from the annotation of a GenBank genome assembly. NCBI's taxonomy places the organism in Eukaryota, Viridiplantae, Streptophyta, Magnoliopsida, Malpighiales, Linaceae.
AUGAACUGGAGAGCCGAAGGAGGAGGCAGGGUUGGUUGCAUUCCUCUUCCUUCCGGCGGCUUCUUAUAUUACCGGCCAGACUGUUGUCGUUGA